Spirodela intermedia is the source of this 7893-nucleotide messenger RNA. The record is from the annotation of a GenBank genome assembly. NCBI's taxonomy places the organism in Eukaryota, Viridiplantae, Streptophyta, Magnoliopsida, Alismatales, Araceae.
AUGCCGGCCAAGGCGGAGAAAAAGGGGGGCGGGGGGAAGCAGCAACAGCAGGUUCAGCAGAGGAGGGACCCGUACGAGGUCCUGGGCGUCUCCCGCAGUUCAUCGGAUCAGGAAAUCAAGAGUGCCUACCGUAAGCUGGCUCUCAGGUAUUCGGUUUGCUCUCAUCUUUCAGGAUCUUGAGGGUAUAUUCUUAGGAUCAGGUUUUGUACGGCGUUUUGUUCCUCGUGAAAAAAAAUGUCGUUUGAUUGGCCCAAUUUUUAUUGAUUGGUCCUUUAUGUCUUGGAGCUCGUAAUGUGAGAAUUCAGGUUCCUUUUAGUACUUGACAUUCCAUACUACGGUUUUACGUUUGGUUUUUGGGCCCUUAGUUCGGGGCUUUAGGGCAUUGGCUUUCUUUGACUUUUGGUUCGGUCAUUUUCCUCCGUUUCUAUGGGGAAUCCUGUUCGUGGAGCUAGGAUUUCCAAGCUAAAUACGAAAUUAUCUUUAAAAUAUAGGUUGGAUAUAAAUUCAAAUCCUCCGUGGAGUGAGGUCUUUAACUGCCAGAAAACCUUUCAUUUUUCAAUUUUCAAUUUUCAAUUUUCAUUCUUCUUUUAAUUGUUUGUCGAUGGCUUGCCGGGAAACUAUUGUUCUUGCUGCACAUUCACUUGUGAAAUGAACAAUGUUAUCUCUGUGUAUGCGCCAGAAUCGGUGAAAACACAAAUAUUGACGUAGGAAAGCACUCGACGAGAAUGCAUUGCUAGUAAGUGAGCGUUUGAUAUAAUAAUUUGAAUGAAUUACAAGGUUGGAGCUUCCAAAGGAAAAUGUGAUGACUGCUGGUGUAUUGAGGAAAGAGAAGGUACACGCGAAAGACACUACACAGAGAUAGUAUUAUUGGCAUGAUCUGUGUACUAGAGGAGUAGAUGAUGCUAUCAAGUUACUGGCUGGUGGUCAAAAUUUGGGCACUAAAUUUAAUCAAACAUUGAUGUGAGGGUCCUAUUUACAGUCCUGUUUGAGGUGCUGAUCUUUUCUUCUUGAUGGUUUUCUUCAUCUACGUAUUCAAUUACCUUGUUUAACAGGAAUGUCAGUAAAGUGCGUCUGGAUCUACAUUUAUGUAAUGUGCGAUUAUAAUCCCUGUCUAAAGCUUCUUUUCCACCAUUUGAACUAUAGUAAAUAGUAGUUGUGGGAUUCAGUCUGUCAUAUUCAAUCUCCUUGUCGAUAACAAGGCAUGCAUUGUUGCCCUUACAUCCAUAGAUGAUUUCGGAGUUCAUACUAUGCUGAGUUAUAUAAACUAUAAUCCUAAAACAUAUCACUUAGGUAAUUGAGGGGUUUCAUUUAGGACAAGACACAAUAAAAAUUGCAUUAUGACUCGUGCUUGAAGGGAGUAAAAGAAUGCAUUGGUGACACACAAAUCUUGAGGUAUCAAAUUGUUGAAUGAAAUGGUGACAAUGUGGCUUCACUAAUAUAGUGAUCUAUGAUUAUUUAUUUUUCACACGCUAUAACGAACUGUAAAAGGGUAAAUAACUACGUUGUUUGAGUUGAGAGGAGUAUACACUGAAUAGAGAGUAGAUGAAAUCUUAGAAUUCUUCGGUGGGAUGCUUAGUCUCAAUUUAAGUCCAUCAUUUCGCUAAUAUUCUUUAUUAUCUGCUUUUUGGCCUCUGACGCAUUUUUUAGGCUGGAAACAACCCAGUAUUAUAGACACCCGAGGAUUGAAUUAUGUGAUCAAUAUAUAUCUUCUGUAAUCUUUGGUAAGGUAUGGAAAAUCAUGAGGCAGGGGGCAGAAAGUAGAUUGAACCAGAAAUUAUGAUGAUUUGCCAGAUAUGUUUUUACAAAGGUAAUGAAUACGAGCCCAUGUCACUGGGGAAAUGUCUCUAAAUUGUUAAUGAAGGGAGAAGAAGUACUGGGUUUUCAGUCUACUAUAUCCACUUACUGUAAAUCAGGCCGUGCAAAUUCAGUGUGAUUCUUUACUCUGAUUUAAAUUAUUCUCUGGCGAGAGAGCUUCCAACCCCUUUUGCACAGCGUUUUAAGGCGUUUUGUACAGGCCAUAUCCUUCCCCUGAACCUCAGUAAUGUUGUUGCUCGUGCAAUUUAUUUAAUUUCACUUGUUCAGGUGGCAGUGAGAUCCAAUUAAUUGUCAACUCACUUUAAAUUUUGAUUGUCGCAUUACACCUCUGAUUGGUGUUGAUGAUGAAACACUUCGUUCUGCUUUUGAAUUGUAGAUCCAAAAUAAUAUUUUUUUAUGAAAAUAACUUCCUUGCUGAGGGCUAAUGUUCCUUUGUCAGUCCAAUGGAGGAUAGAAAGAUGUGGAACUGUCCUUCUAAGGGAUAACGUGACGAAGUAAAGAGGGAGGUUUUGAUGAUCAAUGGGGUAAAUUUCCAGAUAUCAAAGAGCUUCCUAUCGUGAUUAGAAGUUUUCUGUGAGAAACACUUGUCAGAAAGGACUUCCCACGGGGUAUUGAUUGGCUAAAUUUAAAUCUGUGGGGGGACGAGUUGUAUCCUUUGUGGAAGCAUUCAGGAAAACAUCCAUAACAAUUAUUAUUUUGGGAAUCAUUUAUUUUCUCCAAAAGAUCAUCCUCAUUUCAUUUUAAAAAUCACGGGAUGGAUGCAUUAUAAACUGUUGGAACAUAAUCAGCAUCAGACUGUCAAAUGUAUCCGGUGGAGCGCUCAAUGUUCAGCCGUUUUGCUGCGAUUUGGUGGUGGGAAGAACAGAGGAACCUCCUAAUUUUCCGUUUUCCAGUCUAUUUAUUAUCAACAAGCGAUGAGAUCAACAGAUUAGGGAUUUGGUACAACAUGUGAGCAAUCCAGGAGUCUUCACUCCACCAAACACACCAGAACAGCUUCUUGUUUUUCACUUAUCACAUCAUUAAAGUUUAAUAUUUUGCUGUUAAAUUGGAGUCACAAAUGUUAUUUUUCAACCGUCAAAGAAGCUUAUAUUUUGGACAGGUGGGUAAUAUAUUUUACAAGAUGAUUUGAAAACGAUUCUUUGCUUUCAUCUCAUGGUAGGGAAGCUCUCUUUGUAAUCUUACAUCCGUUAGAGGAAGGGAGGUGUGAAAGCAUUGUAUAGAUGUGGACUCGGUUAUUAUUUCCUUCAAUCAAGUAGAUGAAGCACAUUGCUCUUCAUGUCUUCAUUAAAACUGCAUCCCUUCGUAUUUGGCUUCUUGAAAGCAAAGUGAAUUGUGUUUGGAUUCUAGAUCUCUUUCAUAUGAAAGAAUAUGAUAUUUUAUACGUAGGGUGAAUAUUUGGUGAGGCCUUUAGCUGGAUUUUUUCGUUGUCCAUGUAUAAUAAUGAUUUAUCAAAUUAUUUAUUGAAAGGUUUGGUUCCCCAUAAAACUACUUCAGGACCUAAAAAAUAAAGACAAAUGAAGAAUCCCAUUUGAAAGGUUUGUUUCCCCAUAAAACCGAAUAAUUGUGUGUUUUAGUUCAGUUUUAGUGAUUUUCAGCUGGUAUAAAUCCGAUAUCCUGCAUAACUAGAGAGGCGUGGCCAGGUUCUGAUGUCUCUUUCCAGCUCUGUACCAGACCAGCUGAUCUUUAUAACUGUGCCAUUAUAAGUCCCAAGCAACAUACUGGUAAACUAGUGAACUAUUUCUCAUACCACUUUCACAACAACCGAUGACAUUAUUUAUUUUCUCAAAUUCUCAUUCUUCCGCAUUAUAUUUGAAUUUUUUUUGCUUAUAUUGAGCCACUGAUGGUUCUCUGAUCUCGUUGCUUCGUGUUAUGCUUCUUUGUCCUGUUAGUUUUAUUUUUCCAGUAUAUUCUCUGCAUGACUUUUUGCCCUCCACACUUGGGGAUACUAUAACCACUGGCUUUCCCGAUAGGUUGUUCAACAUUUUCACAAUAAAUAUGUAUAUUUAUCAUUUCGAUUGUUUCCGGGAUUAUUAGGAAUUGGGUUCAUAAUUUCCCGUCGGUUUUGCCUAGCUAUUAUUAUUCGAAUUGACUGUCUGUUCAACAGUUUAUUAUCCUCGUUUUCUAUAUUUACCUUCGUUCUAUUAUUGGCUUGGACGAAAGAAGAAAGUCUUGCUAGAUGCUUAUCUAAUUUAUUAUGAUGUUGGGGUCAUUAUUUUUUACCUUGCUAUUUUGCAUAUAUCUUCAGAUACCAUCCUGACAAAAAUGCAAAUAAUCCUGCGGCUGCUGACACUUUUAAGGAGGUCACAUUCUCAUAUAACAUACUAUCGGAUUCGGAGAAACGACGACAAUAUGACUUGGCUGGCUUUGAGGUAUAUAAUGUUUCACCGUCAAUUGUGAUGCUACUUACUUUAAUGAUGUUUUUUGAGAAACCUUUCCUAGAAGUUUAUGUUUGUUUCUGGGACAUAUUCAGUAUUAUGGGUAUGUGAAAAUCUGCCUAAAAUUGUUAUUUCUAUGAUUUAUGUUAUGGUUUCCUGUUGUUUUUCUCUGAAACCUUGGUCAGCAAUGCAAGUCCGAUGUGGUGUAUCUUUGUGCAGGCGAUUGAGUUAGAGAGCCAGGAAUUGGAAUUAGAUCUUUCAAGUCUGGGUGCUGUAAACACCAUGUUUGCUGCACUUUUUAGGUAAAAAUGUUUCCAUGGAGGUUUUAUUUUUGUGUUUCUAUAUGAUGUUCUUAAUUUUUGCAUCUGUGCCCAACGGUAGUAAACUUGGUGUGCCAAUUAAGACAACUAUUUCACCAACUGUCCUGGAGGAAGCACUUCAUGGCUCUGUCACUAUUUGCCCACUGCAGUUGGGACAGCCUUUCACUAAAAAGGUUGAUCACUUUCUUCUGUGGUUUUCUUUUUAUGUUUUGGUUUUAAUUGUGUGGAUCUUUAAUCAUUCUCUUUUUUUUCGCAGGUAGAGAAGCAAUCUGCCCAUUUCUAUUCUAUAGAGAUAUCAGAACAGGAAGCAGAAGCUGGAUUAGUGUGUCGAGUUUAUUCAACCGACAAGAGCAAAUUCAAGGUUUGUAUCAGUUUUUUCCUGAUACAACUUUUGCAAUUUGUUUUAGCAAUAGAACUCUCUUGAAAAAUGUAGAGUGCAUAGUAUCUUCUUGAAAUUAUUUAAAUUUGUAGGCAUCCCUUUCCCUUGAGAAUACUCAACAGAAUUCCUUUAGGACUUCACCUAAAAACUUUCUGUGAAUAUGAAUUCUUUAAAACUUUUUUUUCUCAUAAAAAGCUCGAGCAAAAUUGGAACAGUUUGAGAUUUGCUAAAGGGUGCCUCAAAUUUUAGUACAUAGUUUAUAGGUAGGGUGUCCCGCUAAGAUUGUAUCCAGAUAUUUUUUCCACCGUUUCUUUUCUUUUUUUCUCCUCCGUGUGGCUGGAAGGACUAUAUUAUUGGUACAUUGACAAACUUGUAUUAUCUCUCGACUCCAAGACUUUUGUGUUAUUAUUAAUACAUUGAAUUUUAUGCCAACACAGCUACUGUACUUUGAUCAAGAGGAAAAUGGUGGUCUGAGCCUUGCAUUACAGGUAUAGUAUUUAUCGGAAUUUAUUCUUGUUGCUAAAAGGUAAUGGUGAAAUAGGCCGAAUUAAUAUCCAUAUUUUUGAGUUAAAUGUGAUGAGUUUUUUAAAUGAUAAUUUUAUGAAUAAUAUAUUUGGAAUUUCGUCUCAUUUAUGAGUUCUUUAAAGUCAAGGGUCUCUGCCAGUUCAUGGUGUUCUCUCAAGCAGCUAACUUUUGUAGUCAUUCAGGUACUUUUUUGGAAAUACAAUUUUUUGGGAUUGUGAUGCGGAUUAAACUGAUCUAAUCUUGACCCAAGUUGUAAGUUGAGGUCGUACCUUCUGGUCAUGAAUACGAGAGGUCUGAUUCCAUUUAGUUGUCUCAUAGCUAUUCUUUUUUUAAAACAUGCUCUCUUAGUCGUAUAAAUGAUCACAGUGAACAGUUUUGGUGUCGCCUGAGAUUGCUACUUUUGAUUGAAACUCCAAAGGAGAGUGAGGUGAAGGACGUAAAGAAGCUUUUCAAGAUGAUGGAGAAAGUUACGUGCAUCAAUGGAGAUUGGGAAAGAUGUGCAAGGUCUUUUCCUGGAAGAAGAAUAAUAGAUGAUAGGUAUGCUAUGUAUUCUGGGAAGGAGGACAAGAAGGAAAAAAGACAGGGACGGGAAAAUCAUCAGGGGGUUUCGAAUAGCUGGGAAAGAGGGAGGAUUGGGACCUAGUGAGCCAUGAGAAUUUUAAACUAGAGGAUAAGCAUUGUGUAACAGGGUCCAGAGAAGAGUUGUGACAGAUAUUAACAGUGGUAGACGUCCUUGGAUUACAAGAGACAGAAUGCGAUGAUGGGGAAGAGGAAGUUAUCAGGGAGAUUGGAGGCCUCCAAGUAGCUAAAGGCACAAGUUUGCCCAUUGUGUGAAUAGCAGUAGGAAUAAGGAUUAUGUGAAGUACAUCAUGGAGAAAGUAUAGUAAUGCCUGAUGAGGUAUGUCAUCUCCGCUUACCCAUCGGAACUUGGAUGAUGCGUUUGAAUGGAGCUUCUUUUGUGCACAUCCAGAAAAGCAAAGAAUGCUCUUUGAAAAUGAUUUCUGGAAUUUUGUGGAAGCUCUGGGUGACUUCAGAGGAGGCAGUGCUCUGGGCAUGAAUUUAUUCCAUUUUCUUUCUACAAACGUUGAUGUAUUCCAAGAUCUAAAUCUAUCCAUAAUCAAUACAGAAAAUGUUGCUUUCGUUCCAUGGUAAAACUCUCGAUUUUCGCUUGUUCCCAUCCUGGGCAUGGUCAAGGAUUCAAGGAUUUUAGAACCUUACCUUUGCACUUUCUCUUCCGUUGGUAAGAAAGGGACACUCCCCCUCUUUUUUUUUUUUCUUUAACUGAAAGCAGCUGAUGGUUCAGUUUGUUCAGCUGCACUCUUCUGUCCUCUCAAAAAUAUGAAAGAGAAGGCUAUCUUUCUGUCAGAGCAUUCAGUUUAAGAAAGAAGAUCUGCUCUUUACUGUAUUAUACUGACAUUUUUUGUUGAUGAUUUAUGGAUUUAUGAUGCAAUCUAAUUCCAGGAAGAUAGUGCUAAAACGGGAAAGGUUACUUCUGCUGGCAUGUACUUCCUUCGCUUCCCAGUUUACCGAUUAGAUCAUGCCAUCAACUCGGUGAGGGCUACAUACAUAUAUAGAUCACGGUUUUUUUUCACCGUCAGCUUCUGGUUUUCACCUGCCGUGUAUUUAUUUUCCCUCCCCAUGUUCUCAAUUCUAGGUGGCAGCAUCGAAGGACCCAGAUGCCGCCUUCUUCAAGAAACUGGAUGGGUUUCAGCCAUGCGAAAUAACGGAGCUCAAAGCGGGCACCCACGUCUUUGCCAUUUACGGUUCGUUUUCUAGAGCUGCUUUGGUUUCUUAUCCCCUGUUGGAUCAAAUGUGAUACCUACGCCGCAGUCUCCUCCGUCCUCAUUUUUCAGGGGACAACUUCUUCAAAAGUGCGAACUACACAGUGGAGAUUAUGUGCGCCGGUCCUUUUUCCGAGGAGAAGGAGAAACUCCGGACCGUGGAAGCCAAGCUGUUGACUAAACGGGCCGAGCUGUCUAAGUUUGAGGCGGAGUACAGAGAAGUCCGACAUCAAAGUCAAUGAACGUCUCAUCGCAGGCCUUCUUCGCUUUUGAAUAAUGUUUCUAUUUCUCUCUCUGUGAGGUCUGCAGGUGUUGGCGCAGUUCACGGAAAUGACUGGGCGAUAUACCAAGGAAAUGCAGUCGGUGGGCUCCCUCCCUCACCCGCCGGCUUCAGUCUGAUUGAUGAGAUUAGUUUGCCAGCCCUGGUAGGAUGUUUUGCUCACUUGAUGAGAUUCCUGCAGAUCGAUGCGCUUCUCAAGGAAAGGGACGCGAUCCACGCCUCGUACACGACCAUCCAACCGUUGAAGAGGAGUUCAAGCAACAAGGCGAUGAAGGCUUCCUCCAAGGACUCCAGAAGCGAAGGCGAACCUCAUGCCCAUGCCCAUGCCCGUGAGAAGAAGUCGGCUUCGAGGGACCGGCCCAAGAAGAAGAAGUGGUACAAUGCCCACUUUAAAGUGGAGAAGAGGAAGCCAUGCUGA